CCCAUCGGGGGGCAGCAGAGCUACAACGUCCAUCUGCAGCAGAGGAAGCAAAAUCGAAACUCCUCAAUGAGUUCACCUUCAGAUAAAUAGUUUAUCCCCCUUUCUCUGCAGACUUAUUUUUUAAAUCGUUUGGCGUCUUGGCACAAUGAACGGCUCUCUGCAUUCCUCACCCAACUUCGUGGACAUUAAACUUAAGCGAGGACCGGCAGGCUUAGGAUUCAAUAUAGUUGGGGGUGUAGACCAACAGUAUGUUGUAAAUGAUAGUGGCAUAUUUGUGUCUAAAAUAAAAGAGGAUGGAGCUGCAGCACAGGAUGGAAGACUGGAAGAGGGAGACAAGAUCCUGAUGAUAAAUGGGAUCCUACUGGAGAAUCAGACACAUGAAUCUGUGGUGAAUCUGUUCAGGACAGCAGGGGAGGAUGUGGAGCUCCGUGUUCUGAAAAAGCCAACUCGUCACAUGAACGGACCCACAGACUCGCAACCUGAGCACCAGCCGUCUAUGUCUUCUUACCUGGGAAUUCUAGCAUUAUUAGCGGGGGCCGUGGCAAUCCUCGCAAUCAUUUACAAACGACACAAUUAGGAGGCACUUUUAAGCAAAAUGACAACAUCUGUAUUUUCAUUUUAACAUCAAAAACUUUGCAAAAUGCCAAAGAAGUGAAAGAGGGAACCAUGUCUGAGUAGUAGACAUUAUUUUUGUUUAAUUAGCAGGUAAUGGUGUCUCCAAUGAGUUUCUCCAUGCCCAUGCAUGUUUUGUGAUUAAUGGUAGCUUCUUGACACCCUUCCCAUGUAAGAGGGCACUCUCUUACCACAGACGUGAUUUUGAAUAGAAAAAUCUUUGAUGUGAGAUGAAGGAUGAACACGUUCCUGCUGCAGAGCUGUGCUCCUCUUACAGAAACAAAGCAGUUGCCCCACGCACAGAAGCUGAGUCCGACUGACAUGAGAUCCAGAAUCCAUUUACAACCUGAAAGACUGUUUUUUAUGAACAGUUAGUUGAACAACUCUCUGUACCUGUAACUCUCUGACAGAUCUGUCUGUAGGCGUUAGAGGAGCCUGCUGAGUUUUCACAAAAACACCCACUGGGUUUGGUUUUCGUUUGGCUUUGUUGCACAGUACCACAGGAGGGGCAUUAUCUAGAUGUGCUGCUUAUAUUGAGCUAUGGGACUGAUAAAAGAAUCAUUCAAGUAAUGCGAUCAGGUGUCCCAUGAGGGACUUUUUGAGUGCCUUUCCCUGUCUUCUCAAAGCAGCGGCAGGAUCUUGUUGCUCCUUGCUGUAAUCAAAAUAAAAUUCCACUUAUUACAUCCAUAAAUCUGUCAAAUAAUCUGAUGCAAAGGCCAAACACAGCAUGAGAUGGAUGGUUUCCAAGUCUACUUGUUUAAGACAUAUAUAUGUAUUUAAAAAAAACCACAAGUAAAUAAUGUCAUUUCCAAAAGCAGCGCAGUCAUUUCAAACAUGGAAUUGUUUUAAUGAGUUUCUCAUCCUUGUGGAUAUGGUGCAUUUGUUGGGAACUAUUUUUUAGCUGCAGAUUAGUACGCUGUUGUUGAUUCUGUAAAUAUUACUGGCAGCAGGUUGGAGCAUUGUGGAUUGUCUCAUUGAUCAGCGCUACAGUUUGUCUUACUGAUGUGUUUUUAAUGGUUUUUGCACGACGGUGGGGCUCUGUGGCACCGGCCCUAUCAGAUGCCGAUAUGACAUAUCACCAGUUACUUUCAAGAAUUUGUCAAGUGUCAUCUGAUUGUUCAGGGUGAACCACUGACGAAUCAUUCACUAAAAAGCUCAUUGUUAAAUGCUCAUUCUCAGCUAAACACCGACACUUUGUACCGACUGGUUGGAGGCUGCUGCUUGUCCUCACACUUUACCUCCCACUAGAUGAGUUUACUUGCCGGAUCAGUAUGUGCAUAUGGUAUACGGACCAACAUCUUCAUCCUAUUUUCUUUUUUUGCACUAGCCACAAUCACGAAACUUCUUCAGUAACAGCCAUCGAGCAGGUGAAUAAGUGAGUUGUGAAUGCUUGGUGUCUCGUCAACAUCUGUUUUGUAAGUGUCUGACUGCAUGUGGUUAAAUGUAAAUAAAUUUAAUGUCACUCUGCUGAGUGGGAUUGUGAAUAUGUGCAGUAUGCCAGAAGUAAAUCAGAAACACUAAUUAUGCAAAUAGUGAGUGUUUGACGUCCAGACAUUUAAUAAAAUUCACGUUGAAUUCA
Messenger RNA from Melanotaenia boesemani (Boeseman's rainbowfish), 2191 nucleotides. RefSeq names its product synaptojanin 2 binding protein (gene synj2bp). Lineage: Eukaryota; Metazoa; Chordata; Actinopteri; Atheriniformes; Melanotaeniidae. The transcript has 4 exons. The record is from RefSeq and is a predicted model, not a curated record. Gene Ontology annotation, molecular function: protein binding. The coding region runs from base 146 to 577 and encodes 143 amino acids.